This is a messenger RNA of Orbilia oligospora ATCC 24927, 546 nucleotides long. RefSeq lists its product as uncharacterized. The record is from RefSeq and is a predicted model, not a curated record. Gene Ontology annotation, molecular function: structural constituent of ribosome. Gene Ontology annotation, cellular component: ribosome; small ribosomal subunit. Lineage: Eukaryota; Fungi; Ascomycota; Orbiliomycetes; Orbiliales; Orbiliaceae. Gene Ontology annotation, biological process: translation. The transcript is spliced from 2 exons. Bases 1 to 546 code for a protein of 181 amino acids.
AUGAUUACCCGGAAAACUCUCCAUUUCCUUUCCCGUCAAUUAACCUCCUUUCUCCGUCCUUCAUCGAUUCUCCAAUCCCUCCCCUCCCGUCUCGCUCUCCCCACAACAACUACGACUACAACCACCCCUCUCCGACAAUUCACAACCACCCCACCCCUCUCCGCCACCUUCUCCCAAGUCCUCCGAGGCUGUCGUAAGAAGAAAAAGGACUAUAACCGAAAACCCGUCUCUCCACAACUCACAAACCGUCCAUCGAUGAAAGGAGUCUGUCUGCGUGUCGGUAUCGUCAAGCCAAAGAAACCAAAUUCAGGAGAAAGAAAGAUUGCAAGAGUUAAAUUGUCUUCGGGCAAUGUGAUUACGGCGUAUAUUCCUGGUGAGGGGCAUAAUAUUCAGACACAUUCGGUGGUUAUGGUUAGAGGUGGGAGAAGUCAGGAUUGUCCUGGUGUGAGGUAUCAUUUGGUUAGAGGUGCUUAUGAUUUGGGUGGUGUACCGAAUCGUGCGACUUCGAGGUCGAAGUAUGGAACAAAGAAGACCAAGACGGACUAG